UUAUAAUAAUACAAUACAUACUGCGCGCGGAGACGAUGUCUCACGUCUGUCUAAACAGAAACAUAUAUUGAUAACAUUAAGAACAAAGCACUGUGAAUCGCAAUGACUGCUAUGAGAGGCAUUCACAAUUUGAGGUUUAACCAGGAUCAAGGAUGUUUCAUGUGUUGCAUGGAGUCUGGAUUAAGAAUCUACAAUGUCGAACCUCUGGUUGAAAAGGCGCAUUUCGAGAAUGACUUGAUGGGAAGCAUCGUCAUAGCUGAAAUGCUCUGGAGAACAAACGUGAUUGCAGUAGUUGGUGGUGGAACACGUGCUAAAUUCGCCGAUAAUACAGUAUUGAUAUAUGAUGAUCUGUCAAAGAAGUUUGUUAUGGAAGUUACUUUUACCAGUCCCAUCAAAGCAGUUAGAUUGAGAAGAGACAAAAUGGUAGUGGCGCUUCAACGAGAGAUCCAUGUCUUUUCGUUUCCCACACCUACCCGGCGGUUAUUGACAUUGGAAACGCGGGACAAUCCAAAAGGUUUGGUAGAAUUAGCAACUCUUGUGUCAGCACAGAAGCAGUUACUGGCUUUUCCUGGUCAUAAACUUGGUAGUGUGCAGCUGUUGGAUCUUGGUGCUACUGAGGCUGGAAGUUCGAGCGCUCCCGUAACUCUUGCAGCACAUCAGGGUGCAUUGGCCUGUCUGGCGGUUAACGGGAAUGGCACCAUGGUUGCUACUGCUUCUGCUCAAGGAACCCUAGUCAGAGUAUGGGACUCUAUACGAAGGCAUCUGUUGAUCGAAUUGAGACGUGGUGCCGAUCCCGCUACACUUUAUUGCAUAACAUUCAGCAGGGAUUCGGAAUUUUUAUGUGUCUCUAGUGACAAAGGAACAGUACACAUAUUCGCCCUGAAAGACACUCGUUUAAAUCGACGAUCCACUUUCUCAAAGAUGGGCUUUCUAGGUAACUACAUUGAGAGUCAAUGGGCAUUGGCUACUUUCACAGUACCACCCGAAUGCGCGUGUGUUUGUGCGUUUGGCGCACGUAAUUCUGUGAUAGCUGUAUGCAUGGAUGGAACGUUCCAUAAGUAUAUAUUCACUGCAGAAGGCAAUUGCAAUCGACAAGCAUUUGAUGUCUUUCUGGAUCUCUGCGACGAUAAUGAUUUUUAACACAAGGCCUAUGUUUCGUAUGUGUACAAUAAAUGUGUUAUAUAGUGCAUAAUUACAAGAUUGUAUACUAGCAAUGAAAUUUCUAGUCGAUUAACGAACGAAAUUUCUUCUACGUGAUAAUUGCUCGAGCAGUCAAUCACUCACUGUUUGCAGUAGAAAGUAUAUAAAUUAUUUUGU
Molecule: messenger RNA, 1317 nt
Organism: Harpegnathos saltator (Jerdon's jumping ant)
Lineage: Eukaryota; Metazoa; Arthropoda; Insecta; Hymenoptera; Formicidae
Product: WD repeat domain phosphoinositide-interacting protein 4
Exons: 8
Coding region: 103-1140 (345 amino acids)
Molecular function (GO): protein binding
Source: RefSeq, a predicted model, not a curated record